GAAGCUGUAGGGGGGUUCGAGUACACGCGCGGGAGCUCUUUGGACCAACGAGCCGGGAGAGCAUUGAAUUUUUCACUUAUUAAAGCCCUACAAUCGACGUUGUUUUUGAACGAUGGGUUCCAACGGGGAGCUCAUUUACUUAAAGCAUUACGUUUCCUCUUCGUCUUACCCCCCCCAGCUCUGAUGGUAGGGCCUACUUCUGGUUACGAUGCCGGAAGUCUCGCGAUGGAGGGAGGAAGAGGUGCACCCCUAGAAAUGCUGCCAGAGGAAAGUCGUGUUUUACCCGAAAGUUUUGAAGCCAACAGUUUGAAGAGGAGCAGCUGGGGGCUCGUAGUGACUGGGAUAGUUGGUGGGACACUGGUGGCAGUGUAUGCUGUGACCACGCCAUUUAUAACUCCAGCCCUCCGGAAAGUGUGUUUGCCUUUUGUACCUGCAACUACGAAGCAGAUAGAGAAUGUCCUGAAAACGCUGCAGUGCAGGAGAGGACCCUUGGUGGACAUCGGCAGUGGCGACGGACGUGUGGUGAUAGCUGCCGCGAAGGCAGGACUCCCGGCUGUCGGCUAUGAGCUCAACCCGUGGCUCGUCUGGUACUCCCGAUACCGGGCUUGGCAGGAAGGCGUGCACAGCUCCGCCAAGUUUCACAUCUCAGAUUUGUGGAAGGUCACUUUCUCGCAGUACUCAAACGUCGUUAUUUUCGGUGUGCCUCAGAUGAUGCUGCAGCUGGAGAAGAAACUCGAACUCGAACUAGAGGAUGACGCGAGAGUCAUUGCUUGCCGGUUCCCUUUCCCUCACUGGACCCCAGACUGCGUCGUGGGAGAGGGGACUGACACUGUGUGGGUGUACGAUGCGAGCACUUUCAGGGGGGUCAAAAGAGCCCCUGAAAGUCGGUGCUUUUCCAGUCGGUCAUUCAAAUAGAACCUUCACUGAGAGUG
This is a messenger RNA of Tupaia belangeri chinensis (Chinese tree shrew), 932 nucleotides long. RefSeq names its product ATP synthase c subunit lysine N-methyltransferase (gene ATPSCKMT). Gene Ontology annotation, molecular function: protein-lysine N-methyltransferase activity. The coding region runs from base 184 to 915 and encodes 243 amino acids. Gene Ontology annotation, biological process: peptidyl-lysine trimethylation; regulation of mitochondrial ATP synthesis coupled proton transport; positive regulation of proton-transporting ATP synthase activity, rotational mechanism. Gene Ontology annotation, cellular component: mitochondrion. Lineage: Eukaryota; Metazoa; Chordata; Mammalia; Scandentia; Tupaiidae. The transcript is spliced from 5 exons. The record is from RefSeq and is a predicted model, not a curated record.